AUGAAGAUAUUCUUUCUGACUCUUCUUACAGUGGGCUACUGUAAAGGAAGGCCGUUCUUGAUCAGGAAACCAGCGAAUCAGGUGGCAAAUGUUGGAGAUACCGUUGAGCUACGAUGCAUCGUCGGAGGCCAGAGAAUGGUCGAAUACGUCAACAAGGCGGUACAGUGGGUCGAUCAGACACGCGGUCAGACCAUCAACACAUUCGCCGGCGGAAGAAACAUCAACAAGAAGUACAAUGAGCGAUACGAAAUCGUUGGCGAUGAAUCCCUCGGCGACUGGACUCUCCGAAUCAACAACCUGGCUGAAUCCGACUCUGGCAACUACCAGUGCCAAGUCCAUCACGGCCAUGGGCAGGCCUCGGCAAAAGUACUCGUCCGCGUCCCGCCAAAGAAAAUCCUCAUUUCCGGCACCGAUUCUGAAGGGAACCUGGCUCACGUCCCGGGCCAAAGUGGCAAUGAAAACAUUGAAUGCCGAGUUUACCACGACGCCCUUGUCGAUCAACAAUUUCUCGCUGUUUCGACACGAUCUUAUCCGAUGAGCGAGCCACGUGCUAGCAUUGCGAGAUUGGAGAACGCGAAGUUCGGAAACGAUCAGGCCCAGGAUGGGGAAAUCGUCUCGUACCGCUGCGCCACUACUGGACAUCCAGCUCCAGCCCGUUUCUACUGGAACAUCAAUGGUGAAAAGUCAGAAAUUUCUUCAAACGAAGUUUUUACCACCAAAAUCGCGAAGCAGAACGAAGACAGGGCAUUCAAAGUCACUUGUCAAGCGGAAGCCGAGUUUAACAACAGAAUCCUCAAGUCCAACAUCGCCGAAUCAUCAUUAUCCGUCCUCUGGGGUCCAGUUGCUCUGCCAAAGUCGGAAGAAAUCGAGCCUGUGAUUGUCACUGAAGGUGCGCCGUUUGAGCUCAAGUGCCCGUUUGAUGCUUUUCCCAUGGCGGAAGUCGCGUGGACGAAAAACAAUGAUGCCCUGGAGGGUGAGUUCUCGUCGAUUUUGGCUUUGAACUCUGCCGCCGCGGGCGAUUCCGGUCGCUGGACUUGUCAAGCCAAAAAUCCAGUCACUGGUCUUACAGCAGAGCAGACUUUCGAAGUCACUGUUCUUCAAAAACCAGUGAUUAUUUCGCCAGAGAAGCAAGAAAUCGGCAAGAAUGCAUCGCGACCGAUGAUUUUCUGCUCUUUCAAGUUUCAUUUCUCCUCCGAAAGCUUCUCCAACGUGCGCUGGUUCGUUCAAAAAGAGGAUGAUUCGAGCAUUGAGGCGAUCCAGCUUGAGCCGGGCAGCCCAGCCACUUCGGCAAUGGUGAGCGAUGAGAAGUGGAUGAUCCGCUGGACGGAUGUGACUUCCGACUCUGCCACUUCGCUGCUGACGAUUCUCGACGCAACAGAGGAAGACCUUGACGCCAAGUAUAUUUGCCAAGUGUCGAACGAUAUUGGAAUGACGACCGGAGAAUUCGAAAUCAGCUCUGGACUAGCGAACGCUACCCUGGCUAUUAUUUCUGGAGCAGUUUUGGUUCUAGCGCUGAUUUGCGUCGCAAUCAUUUUAAUGAAAUGCAACCGGGAAAAGAAACACGUGACUAAGGAGCGAAACGGAAAAUUGACUCCCGAUUUGAUUCAGCACACUGUUCCAUCAAUGCCCCCAGCACUUGACUAUCAACUCGGACACCGCCAAGACGCUGAAAUCCACAUUUCCGACGCUGAUCUUCACCAGGGCCCAACUCGCAGCUGGAUUCACAAGCCUGACUCAACUUGCUCCGGUCCAGACGACGGAUACUCUACCGAGCGAGGCGAGAGCUCAAAAGCUGGUUCUGGAUCGAAACUGCCAAAUGUGAUUCCUUCGGCUGAAAUCAUAGAGGACGACAUGCGAUCUGAGGAGUUUGAUCGCUACGAAAUGGCGAAUGAGCAUCGACUUACUUCUGAGAAAAUGUACAGUUCCCUUCAAGGCUCGAGUAGAGUCCCGGUUUUUGGACGAUUUUCCACUCUUCAAAAUCGACAUGGCCACAAAAUCGAGUCUACUCUCCGCCCAUCAAGCGCACAGCCUCAAUUUAUCCCCCCAAUGAGCGAGUCUUUGGAAGAUCUUAGGCACACAAUGCCCGAAGGAUCAGAAUCCUCUGACGAUACCUACAACAAUAGCAAUCAGCCUCUGCUGAAAAAUGCUUCUAAAAACGCUUCUGCCAAUGUUUUUCUUCAAACUCGACCAACGACUGCCCGCUCGGUCUCUCACGUGUGA
This is a messenger RNA of Oikopleura dioica, 2220 nucleotides long. NCBI's taxonomy places the organism in Eukaryota, Metazoa, Chordata, Appendicularia, Copelata, Oikopleuridae. The record is from the annotation of a GenBank genome assembly.